Molecule: messenger RNA, 2340 nt
Organism: Drosophila ananassae
Lineage: Eukaryota; Metazoa; Arthropoda; Insecta; Diptera; Drosophilidae
Gene: tfc
Product: C-type lectin 37Db
Exons: 5
Coding region: 826-2007 (393 amino acids)
Biological process (GO): biological process involved in interspecies interaction between organisms
Cellular component (GO): external side of plasma membrane
Molecular function (GO): carbohydrate binding
Source: RefSeq, a predicted model, not a curated record
GAGUCUGUAGACAGCCGGCUGGCCGAGCCAUCGGUUCGGAGAGGAGUCGAGCGAGGAACUCGUUUUAGUUGCGUCCAAACGCUUUAGUCUUUAAGUUAACCCAGCGAGUGCGAUCGCAGGAACCAAUUCGAAAUUCGAGAAAUACCAGGCGGAGCUCUGGCCAAGCUGUUGACUCUUUCGCGGAUUGGCGGCAAAUGCGAGCAACUUUUUGGUUUUGGCCACAACGAGCUCAAAAGUGAGAGUGCCCCGAGACAGAGAGCUGCUCCAAUUCUCCAGCUACCAAACUCAAACUCUCAGCUUCUGCUGAGAAAGCGGAAAGAAAGUGAAGAAACGAGUGGAGAUCACGGCGAUUAUUUAAUCCACAUUCGCCUUCACGAUCAGCAGGCAACGAACCCUGGCUAAAUAGAUUCGGAGGCGCAAAUUAAUGGCGCUAACUUAAAAAUCCGGCCCUCCCCGCUCCAACCCCCAAAAAGCGAUGACAGUUGGGCGGAGAAAAUCGAAGAAACCGAAGAAAAGUAUUGGAAUUUUAGAAAAACAACAAGACUACCGAUCUAGCCCAGAGAUCCAAAAGAUACAAAGCAUCAAAAAAAUAUAAAUUGAUAAUUUAGAAAGCCAGCUGCAUACCAAAUAAGCUAGAUCCGGAGAGGCGACACCACUCUCCGCCGUCGAGUUGGGUCAGUUUGGUGUUCAGUUACAGUCCAAGAUCGGAGGUUACACCCUAUAGUCUCAAAUUGUGCUUUCUCCUCUCAACGCCACGAAUUUGUUUACAAAAGUGCACUUGCAACUUUUACGGGUGCCUAAGAGUUAUAAAUAAAAACAGUGAUAAUGAUACGACACACGGUCCUUAUAGUGCUCAUUUCGUUGGUCAGUGUCGAUUCCGGUCCAAAUACCCCACCCACCAUAUCCCCACCUGCCACCACCGCACACAUCAGCAACAUGCCACAACAAUUCCCACAAAAUCACCAUUACAAUCACAAUCACAACAUCAGCCACAUUAGCAGAGGAAGUGUUUCCAAUGGCCGUGAUAAGAGAGGCGCCAAUUCCAACGCAAAUCCGAGUCCGAAUUUCCAACUGGAUCAGAGCGAGAUUGCCCGCCAGAAUCAGAUAACGCAACAGAUAUUUGCCAACUAUUUGGAGCGCCGGUUGUUUCCCAAUCGCACUGGGAACCAAAAGAUUCCCACCAUAGCCGAUAUUCUGCCAAAGCCGAAGCCAUCGCCCCGUCCCAGACCGCGAGGAUUUGCGGCCAGUAGUGCGAACUUCAAAAGGAGCGGUGGCGGAGCUCAAAGGAAUCGUCUCGCAGCCGUGGCAGCUGGAAAAAGGCCUACCAUUCCUAGUCGGAAGAAGAUCGAGGAGGAGGUGGAAGAGGAUCUGGAUGGGGAUGUGGAUGUGGAUGAUGUGGAGCGGGAUCAGCAGUCAGAUGCCAACCAGGAGGACUUCGACGACGAUGUCCAGGAGUCCUUGCAGAGCGUGGAGUCGGAGCAGCAUGAUCAGUACUAUGGCAAUAUAUUUCAUCGGGAUCCCAGCGAAAAUGAAAUAGAUGCAGACUGCCCCAACUGUGUGGACGAGUCACAGUACACGCCGAACAAAUGGACGAUGCCGUUGCUGAAGCUCGGGGAGAAGCGCUACUACCUCGGCAUCUUCUUCAAGGCAAACUGGUUCAAAGCGACACAAUAUUGCAGAUACCAUGGCAUGCAUUUGGCCAGCAUUUCAUCACAGGAAGAGAACGAUAGACUGGAGAAGCACAUACGUGACUUUGGCCUGGGCCACGAGCAUUUCUGGAUUUCCGGCACUGACCUGGCCGAUGAGGGCACCUUCUUCUGGAUGGCCACCGGCCGGCCAAUAACCUUCACCAACUGGAACGCCGGCGAGCCGAACAAUUUCCGCUACGAGAACGGAGAGGAGGAGAACUGCCUGGAGCUGUGGAAUCGCGACGGCAAGGGCCUCAAGUGGAACGAUUCGCCCUGCAGCUUCGAGACCUACUUUGUCUGCGAGGUUCAGCCCAAUUAGUGGGAUGAGGAAUCUAUAUAUUCACCCGAUGUUUAGGCCAGAUAUCAUCCAGCUAUAUGUCGGUGUGGGCACAAUAGUAAUUAACUAGUUUGGGGCGGUUCGGAAAACCAAGGUUAAAAGCGGUUUAUCGCCAAAGUGAAAGUGGAAAAGUGAAUGUGGAAAAUAGAAAAGUUUGCACGAUCAAAAUUUGCGUAUUUUAAGAUUACUAGAUGUAAGUGUAAAAAAAAAUCUUGUUGAUAAUUAGCUAGCUAGUAAACCUAAUUAAAUUAUGCCUAGGAUCGUUUGUAUUUUCUCAUGUAAAAAUAUGAAUAAAGUGUAUCGUAAACAAUGAAA